CCUCACCUGGCAGCCGACAACCUGGAGCUGAUCAGGGACGACGACGGGAACAACCUGCUCCACAUCUCGGCCUCCCAGGGCCACGCCGACUGCCUGCAGCACCUCACCUCCCUGAUGGGGGAGGACGGCCUGAACGAACGCAACAGCCAGCAGCUCACGCCGGCCGGCCUCGGCGUCAAGAACGGCCAUCUGGAGUGUGUGCGGUGGAUGGUGAGUGAAACCGAAGCCAUAGCCGAGCUGAGCUGCACCAGAGAGCAUCCCAGCCUGAUCCACUACGCUGCCCGCUACGGACAGGAGAAGGUUCUGCUGUGGCUGCUCCAGUUCAUGCAGGAACAGGCCAUUUCUCUGGACGAGGUCGACCAGAACGGAAACACGGCGGUUCACGUGGCAGCGCAGUACGGACACCUCACCUGUAUACAGACCCUGGUGGAGUACGGCUCCAACGUGACGGUGCAGAACCAGCAGGCCGAGCGUCCGUCCCAGAGCGCCGAGCGCCAGGGCCACACCACCUGCGCCCGCUACCUGGUCGUCGUGGAGACCUGCAUGUCGCUGGCGUCGCAGGUCGUCAAGCUCACCAAACAGCUCAACGAACAGGCAGCAGAGAGGAUGACUCUGCAGAAACAGAUGCAGAGACUGAUGGACCCCAACAAGGCCGAGGGAACCCCCAACAGGUCGCCAAGCUCCCACCAGCCCUCGGUGGAGGCGUGGCCGGAGAUGAUGCUGACGGCGGAGGGGACUCCCGGCGACGGCCACUGGCUGGUCCGGCAGGGCGGCGUCGGUCCGGACUCGGUUCUGAGGCAGCUGCUGGGGAAGGACGCGUCGGAGCCGCUGUGCCCCAGAGAGAGGCUCCCUCCGGCGGGCAGCCUGAGCCGGGACGGCCCCCCCGGAGGCCGGAGGACGGGGCUGGUGGAGCGGCGGGAGCUGAAGCUGGCCCGGCUCAAGCAGAUCAUGCAGCGCUCGCUCAGCGAGUCCGACUCGGACGGGUACCCGCCCGAGGAAGGUAAGAGCCACGGAGCCCCGCCCCCUGGCGGCACACUGCGACCCGAUAGGCCGUCCAACCUGCCGAUCGCGGAGGAGGAGCCGGCGUCCAACCACCUGCAGCUGAUGAUGAGGAAGCACCUCCCCUCCUCCGCCUCCGCCUCCACGGCCGACAGGAAGCUGGCCUUCUCGCUCAGCGGGUCCAAGUCGGUGGACAGCGUCGGCUACAACCCGUCGCCCACCUCCAGCGACCCCGAGGCCGCCGACGGGAAGACGCCGGACGCCGCCGACCCCCACGACGCCGCCAACGGCCAGAAGGUGGCGACGAGCCCCAAGAGCGCCCUGAAGUCGCCGUCGUCUCGCAGGAAGACGUCCCAGAACCUGAAGCUGAGGGUCACCUUCGACGAGCAGGUCCACAAGAGCUCCAACCAGGAGGCGGAGCCGAGCAGAGCGCCGGCCAAGGAAAGGACUCCGACAGGAAGCUCCGAGGGCAAGAGGUUCGGCACGUUCCGCUCCAUCAUGGAGACGCUGAGCGGCAACUCGAACCACAACAACAACAGCAGCAGCCAGGCGGCCGCCAAGCCGUCCGGCUGCCAGAACUCACCCGGCAGGAAGUCGGACAGCAAGAGCAGCCCAGGGGGCGGAGCCAAGGGCAGCCCGGGGGGUGGGGCCAAAGGCAGCCCGGGGGGCGGGGCCAAGGGCAAGAGCAGAACCAGUAACGUUUAAGUGCCUCCUGACGGCAGCGAGCAGGAAACGGCUGAACGCACAAGAAGACGGAGUUUACUGAAGAUGAAGCAUCUCUACAGGAAGUGAAGGUUUUUGUCCUCGACUUGGUUUCUCUGUUUACAUCGACUUCCUCCUUCCUCUGGGUUCCGUCUGACCCACAUUCACACGUUAACGGACGCUGAUCGCUCCGUGUUUACUGAACAUAACCGUGUUCUGACCAUUAGACGGUAAACUAGUCCGUUAAACAGUUAAUUUACUGCCAGAGAAAAACCAUGAAGAGCUUCAUGAUCGUCAUUCCAGAAUCUAAAUCCCAGUUUCAGCUCAGCGAUGACGUUUCUGAGCUCAAGAGUUCUAGAUGAUCUGAACUCGAGGUCGACUUCCUGUCUGCUACUGGAGCUUUGAGCCGAAGCGAAUAAAUAAAACAACUCGAUCUAAAUGACCACCAAACACUCCUCAGAGUUCAUUUUCAUCUGCUCGUUCUCUGUUAAAUCGAUGACAACAAACGCUCACACUAGUUCUAGAUGCUCUCAGUACGUCUUUGUGUUUAUUUUGCGUCUGUUUUUUAUUGUUUCGAGUCACUUCCUGUUUCUGUUUGUGUCGCUUCUCGUCAGUUUUAAUCUCUUUCUGCUCGUUUUGUGUCGUUCGGCUCCAGAAAACCACAAGAAGUCGACCUCGGGUUCGGAUCAGAACUCAUUCCAGACGUACGGCGGGAACGUUUCUCGCUGUUUGUUCGUCGAGGUUUCGUUUAUUCUCGCUGAUCGUUUGACUUUUGUUGGUCUUUACAGCCUGAAACACAAACACAGGAGCAGAGAAACUGAAGGAUUUCAUUUUAUUCUUUGUUCUUCUCACCUUUCAUCAAACUUGUCUUGUUUUAUUUUUACUGUUUUCUCUCGUUUCAUUGGUACAGAACACGUUCUGGUCGUUUCUCUGCCGCUGAAGAUGAACUUUACUAUUAUUAUUAUUAUUAUUAUUAUUAUUUAUGCACACGCUUCUUUGGUUUAACGUUUCAAUGAAAUGUGGUUAUAAUCCUGCACAUGUGCUGCGGCACAACCAUACUUUACAACCACUGUAUAUAUAUAUAUGUGUAUAAAUAUAUAUAUGGAUAGUAUUUAAGUUGUUUUUUUACUUUAUACUCCAACACGUUUCUCUGCUGGUUUCUAUCUCCACUGUUAUCAUCUAUGCAGCGUUUUGAAGUCGACGUAAACUCUUCCAACAAACAAACCGACUCGGAGCUCCAGAACCAGAAGCUCCGACCCGACGCUCGGGUUUCAGGAAAACGAGCCCAAAGCGACGAAACGGGAAGUUUUUGGAGCAUAAAUGCUUCAGAAGUUCGUGUUAAGAUGUAAACUGGGUCAUUCCCGUCACAGAAAUGUUGAUAAAGACAGAAAUCCAGAACAUUUAGACGUUUCUCAACAAACUCUUUGGUUUUUACAUCGUCCCAGAAAGUUAAAUGUUCCUUCAGCAGCACUUUGAAGAUCUUAAAAUACCAGAAAUUUAUAGAUAAAUAAAUAUUAAUAUUCAAACUACAGUGAAAAUAAAUGAACUCCAAGUGAUAUGAAGACCAGAUUUGUCCCCUGAUUGUCCAUCAAACACGACUUUAGAGGUUUUUUUAUAUCAGCGUUUGUCUUUCUGAGGAAAUCUCUGGUUCUGUCCACUGGGUUCCAGGAUUUAAACCUUAAUUGACCUUAACGAGGUUUUAAAGUAGUUUCUCUGUUUAAACACUCAACGAUUGUUGUAAAAAAAAAAUUAAAAAUCAAUUUACAUUUUACAAUUUA
Molecule: messenger RNA, 3479 nt
Organism: Stegastes partitus (bicolor damselfish)
Lineage: Eukaryota; Metazoa; Chordata; Actinopteri; Pomacentridae
Gene: sncaip
Product: synuclein, alpha interacting protein
Exons: 6
Molecular function (GO): ubiquitin protein ligase binding
Source: RefSeq, a predicted model, not a curated record